Messenger RNA from Ooceraea biroi (clonal raider ant), 3052 nucleotides. RefSeq names its product ecto-NOX disulfide-thiol exchanger 2. Gene Ontology annotation, molecular function: RNA binding; oxidoreductase activity. The record is from RefSeq and is a predicted model, not a curated record. Gene Ontology annotation, biological process: ultradian rhythm. Gene Ontology annotation, cellular component: plasma membrane; external side of plasma membrane. Lineage: Eukaryota; Metazoa; Arthropoda; Insecta; Hymenoptera; Formicidae.
GUUCGAUCAUAGCCAGUUCGUGGCCCUAGUGGUAUCCAUUGGCGUCCAUCUCCGACUUGUUUCAACUUCAAUUACAACGAGCGGGAUAUUCCGUCGCGGUGCAUUUACUUCUGUUGUCCUUCCUGCCUGUCGGCGGGAUCAAGAGAGGAAUCGUGUCUCGUGAGAAAUGGCUUACAACUUUCCUGGGGUACCAGCAACCGCUAUGCCACCCAUGGGAAUGGGACCAAUAGGUCCACUUGGUCCAAUAGCAGGACCACAGAGCUUUAUGGAACUUGCAGGUCAAGGAUUCCCACCGCUGCCACCGCCCAUACCACUGCCUGGAAUGAAUGAUUCGCCUCUGGAGUUUAGCACAAAUAAAAAUCAGCCUCCAAUAGUACGAGAGACUUCGGACGAUAACAACGACAGGAGGAGUGACAAGAAUGACAAUAGAAGAGAUCGAGAAAAUAGGGAUAGUCGUGAGGCACGGGACAACAACAGGAGGUCGAGGAGCGAGCGCAAUGACAGACGCGACAGGGACCGCGAGAGAAGGGAGGAGAGGAACGAGCGGGACAGGAGGGACGAUCGAAGGAUCGAGGAAAGAAACAGCACGAACUCCGCCAAGAAUAACAACAAUCACUCAGGCAACUCGAACAACAACGAAGUCUUGUCGUCAACAAAUACGAAUAACGCACCGAGCAUAGGCACGCAGAUGGAACCUACCACCGGUGUCUGGGGGAUGGGAGUGGGCUAUCCCAUGAUGGGUAUGGGCCCUAUGGGGCCGAUGGCACCCAUGAUGAGCGAGAUGGCAUUGGGUCCGCACAUGAGCCACACGCAUGGUUACAGCCCAAUGGGUAUGGGCAUGAUGUCGCACGACGGAAGUAUGAUAGGUGCACAGAUACUGGGCGCCGAGCAGAUCAUGACGGAUGCGGCGCAGAUAAUGACGGCGAGCUUACCGCCACCGCCGACGACGCCGCAAGGCACCAAGGAGAUCAUACAUUGUAAGAGCUGCGUGUUGUUCCCGCCGAAUCCGAACGCGCCACCGCCCACCACGCGAGAAAGACCACCGGGAUGUAGGACGAUCUUCGUUGGAGGGCUGCCGGAGAAUAUCACCGAGGUCAUAAUACAGGAGAUAUUUGAGCGAUGUGGGGAGAUAACUACUUUGCGUCUUUCCAAGAAGAACUUUUGCCACAUACGCUUCGUCUUGGAGGGGAGCGUCGAUGCGGCAAUUUAUCUGUCCGGCUACAGAGUUAGAAUAGGAUCCAGUGGGGAACCAGCGAACACUGGUAGACUUCACGUGGACUUUGCUCAGGCUAGAGAUGAUCAGUAUGAAUGGGAGUGCAGACAACGACAGCUGCAGAGGGAACAGCGUCAUAGAGAAAGAGUCGAGAAGGAGAGACAGAGGCCACCGUCAAGCCCGCCUCCGAUAGUGCACUACACCGAUCACGAAGCAUCGAAUAUCUGCGAGAAAAUUAAACAAGACGACACAUUCAUGAAAGCAGUGCAAGUUGUUGUAACGUGGUUGGAGCGAGGAGACUGCACGAAACGUAACGCCAAUACGUUCUAUUCAAUGAUACAGUCAACGAACUCGCACGUGCGACGGCUCCUGACGGAGAAAGCUGUGUACGAGGAAGAACUCCAGAAGGCUAAGGAACUGAUGAAGGGAAGAAUGCAAGGACUACUCAUACAAUUCAGUCAGAUCGAACGAGUCUUUACUGCGGCCAGCCACAAGAAGGUCUGGGAUCACUUCACUAAGGCACAACGGAAGAACAUCGAGAUGUGGAAGAAGCAAUCCUCGGAAAUAAAAGCGGUGCAGCUGGAAGAUAGUCUGAUCGAGGGCGAGGGUGAGAUGGACGUGUCGGAUUCGGAGGAGGAACCGCAACGUAAGAAGACGCGCAAUCAGUCUGACGGCAACGACGAGACCGAGAGAUUACAAAGUCUUAAGGAAGAGAAUGACAGCUUGAGGUGCCAGCUUGAAGCGUACAAGAACGAAGUCGACCUCUUGAAGUCAGAAACGAAGGCUGAGCUGGAAGCGAAAGAGAAGCAAGUGAAAAUGUUGCAGCAAACGCUGAAGGGUAUGCAGGAGCAGCUGAUGCAGUCACGUAAGCAGCAAGCGCAGGAUGAUCAGAAGAUCAAGGAUUUGACUAUCAAGCUGAACGCCACGAAGAAGGAGGAACCUAGGGAGAGCGAGAUUAUCACACUUGACAAAGAUGACGAUAUAAGUGAGGAGCCGCGUACGCCGAAGCAGCACAUUCUCACUUCCAACUUUGUGCAAGUCACCCAGAAGGAUGCCAAACUCAUUGGACUUAUAGCAACGUUUCUACAUAUCCAUCCAUUCGGCGCGAGUGUGGAUUACCUGUGGUCCUAUCUGCAGAAAAUGGAGCCCGGCAUUAAGCCGAAUGAGGUGGAAGUUCUGAUGCAGCGCUUUCCACAGGUCUUCAAACAGGAAUUGUUCGGUAUCGGUGCGAAUAUGGAGAGGCGUUGGCAGUUUUCAGGUUUUAACGUCUAUCGAAAUCAUUAAACCCAAUCUAGUCGACUGUAUGUAUAAAUUGCGAAAGUAAAUUGUAAACUCUUUUCUUUCUUAGCGUUACCAUUCAUAAUGCGACUUACGAGUGCAAUCGAGUUUUAUCGGUAGAUAGUAAGAUGUCUAUCAGUCAUACGUGUAUGUAUAUCAUUGACGAAAUCCGAUAUCAUGUGAACUAAUAAAAUAUCUUUAUUAAUUUUGAGCAUAACAUAAUUCUCUGGAGGAUAUCGAUCCAGUACUUUGUGCUAAAAUUCACUAGUGUAAUUGAUAAACUUAGUGUAAAACUUACACAUUUCGUAUUCUGACGAUGGCAUUUUGUAUUAUAACGAUUUCAUUUGUUUGUUCAGUCUGCAAUGUACAUUGAACAAUGUUGUGAAACAUCAUUUUUCAUAAAUUGCGGACUCUACAAAAAUCAUCAUUAGGUUUGUACUUUGAAUUUUAUUCGUUCAAUGAGAGAGAGAGAGAGAGACAGAGAGAGUGUGUGUGUGUGUGUGUGUGUGUGUGUCAUUAAUUUGAGAAAUGUUUUGUGAGAAUAAAACAACUUGUUUCUUG